UUUCAUCGCAGUGUAGACACAAAUAGACUGUGGUUUCAUCGAAUACUUGGCGUGGUGCUCAAAUGACAGAAUUUGAGAAAUGGAGGCGAAUUCGUUAACGGAAGUGACGACUUUGAUACGAGAAUGGGAAGACACCGAAAAUCAACCAGGCUAUAACCCGGUACCGACACUUUUAAAGCUAGCCGAAAAGAUCGAACAAGAAACGGAGAACUACUCAAAAAUGGAUCCAGACCCUUUUGACGAACGUCACCCUUCUCGCACCGAUCCAGAAUGCAAACUCGGGCAAAUCCUAAAAGCAUUGUUUCGCAAAGACAACUUCAUGACUCGUCUAGUGAACGACUAUUUACGCGACACUUACUACAGCCGUUUGGGUAUAACAAAUAGAAACGUAGAUGAAUUGAACAUCGCCGCGUGCCGACUUAUGCUGGACAUUAUGCCCGGUCUAGAAACUUCGGUAGUGUUCCAACCCGACAUGGACAGCUUGAUCCAACGUCUCAUCAAGUGGUCAACAAACUCCAUUGAGCCUCUGCAAAGCUAUGCGACCGGUUUGCUCGCUGCCGCGAUGGAAAUACCGGAAAUAGCGACGAGAUAUCGUGAACAGAACGGUCGACUUGUCCCGCUGAUGAUUCAACGUCUUCGUUCGUUCCAAACUGCUGAGCCCCAUGUGGGAAUCGCACGUCCUUUUGCGCAUCUAUCUUCGAUGAAAUCUCCCCCCUAUGUGCAUGAUUUUGGCAAACAGUUCAAAACACCACCAAAUGGUACAAUCGAGUCGAGAUGUCACGACGACGACGAGGAGCGAAGCAGUAAACGCGCAAGAUUGGAUUAUAAUCUCACGCCGCCGAGUACGAGCCCGUUGCGCUGUCCGAACAGCUUCGUACCGGAGAGUAGUAACUCGUCGUGGGCCGAGCUGGAGAGUUACAUGAUCGGCAAUCUGCAACUGCAUCCGCCGACGCUCGCGACGAAACGCAUACUGAUCCUGCGCUAUUUAACGCCGAUGGGGGAGUACCAGGAGUUCUUGGGACACGUGUUCGAGCACAACGUUCUCGAGCUUAUUUUGAAUUACGUGAACGUGAAGGAGACGAAGGAGGCGCGACUCGCCUUCGAAGCGCUCAAGUACUUGGCGGCGCUGCUGUGUCACAAGAAGUUCUCAAUCGAAUUUAUACAGGGGAAGUACCUCGAAUUUCUGCUGGACGUUCCGAGGCCGUCGAUUGCCGCGACUGGAGUGUCAAUUUGCUUGUACUACUUGGGGUAUUGCGAGGAGGCGAUGGAGCGCGUUUGUCUGCUGCCGAAAUAUGUCGUUUGUAACUUGGUGAAGUACGCGCUCUGGCUGUUGGAGUGUUCGCACGAUUCGGGCCGAUGUCACGCGACCAUGUUUUUCGGGUUGACGUUCCAAUUUCGAGUGAUCCUGGACGAGUUUGACGAUCAAGACGGUUUGCGAAAGUUACAUAAUGUCAUUGCGACGUUGCCGAUUUUGUGCAACGAGGAGAAUGUGGCCGUAUUGAAUGAGGAUGCGGAGUGCGCGGCGCGCCAGAUAGUCAGACACGUCUGCGUUGCCUACCGUCGGUACUUAGAGGCGCAUUUGUAUAUAAAGGUAGAGCACUUGAGGCGUUCGCAGAUUCGGCCGAACGAUCGAACGGCCGCGAUCAUCCCGGCGCAACCGAGUUACAAGGCGUGUAAGUCGUCGCCUGACGAAGUUCAACAACAGAUAGAGACGCUGCUACAACUGAUGCCCUUCCGUAGCCACUGGCAACCUGUCGAUUAUCUACACAAACUUGGGGGCAUUACUUUGCUGUUGAAGAUCAUCGCCUUCGCGUACGAAUGGAAUUACAGUGGGCGGGCUGAGACGGUGCGUUGCGCGUUAGACGUGUUGGCUAUCGCUUGCGUAAUUCCAAAGGUGGUAUUGCUCUUUUGCGAACGCGUAGACCUUCCCGAUGAUGCCAUCAUCACCGUAGGUAUCAAUAUCAUCUUGGGAGCGGCCGAUGGGGAAAUCGUUGCCGAUCCCGAUGUUCAAAAGGCAGCCUUGAGAGUGAUCGUAAACUGCGUUUGUGCGCCAAUUCACCGAGCGAGUGCGCCGAUUUCGCGAUACUCUGCGACCGGUACGAUUUCGCCCAGCAAGAAGACCAAAUUCAAGAGUUCCGAAGAGUUAAUACAGAAAGUGUGGUCGACCGUACGCUCGAAUAGCGGUAUUAUGGUGCUGCUACAGCUCAUGAACGUUAAGACGCCCAUUACGGACGCCGAUUGCUUACGAACUCUCGCCUGUAAGGCUCUAGCCGGUUUAGCACGAUCCGAAACCGUCCGCCAAAUUGUCUCCAAACUUCCACUUCUAACCAGCGGCCAACUGCAGACGUUAAUGCGCGACCCCAUCCUGCAAGAGAAGCGCCAGGAGCACGUCUACUUUCAGAAGUACGCUCUGGAGCUCCUCGAAAGGCUGUCGGGCAAAACCAAACACUACGGUAACGAACUAGAAGUUUCGUUGGGCAAUAUUCACCGAGCCAACAUAGUCGCCCAAACUAAGAUACACUUCAACGACAAGCAACUUUUACAACUAAUCCACCAGCACCUACUUGCACAAGGCUUAACGGAAACUGCCACGUCUUUGCAGAAGGAAGCGCGUCUGUCGAGCUCGGUGGCUACAAGCGUCAAUCAUCCACCAAACAAAUUUCGUUACACGGCAACUACGCCUAAUCGCUCCAGGCUUUCGUUAUCGUCACCCGCUUAUAGAAUCACCACAAACACCUCCAGUACCGACAGUUCCGCCGUGAAUCACAACGGUACCGGUAGCGCUAUACGGAUUAAAAAAAAAUCGACACCUUCCUCCCCCCACGUGAAUUUAAUACCAAAACCUCGUCUACAGAAACAGUUAUCGGCGGAGCCUCUAUUAAAAGUCCUAAGUCAACCGAGCGAAGAUUCCCUCGGUGCUGAUCAUCCACGAAUCACUUUGGACUCGAUCAUUACGGAAUACCUCACCAAUCAGCACGCCUUGUGUAAAAAUCCUAUGGCGACGUGUCCACAAUUUAAUCUUUUUGUCCCGCACAAAUGUCCCGAUCCCAAACCAAAAAUACAGACGGCCAGCAACUUCGCUUUGCGAUCAGUCCGCCGUCAAGUUGGUUACCAAUCGAAAGCGCUCGAUCGUAAAUUCAUCCACAGUCGCUUCUGCCCGGUGCAGACCAUACGACUUCCAAAUGACGACGGCUUCUACACGUGCGUGCGCUUCCUCCCGGGCGACCAGAGCAUCGUAGCGGGCGCCGACUCUGGCGACAUUCGCAUAUUUAACAUCCACACAGGGAACGAGGAGGCGUCCUUCUCGGCGCACGACAGUUACGUCCUCCACACGGAGCCGAGCCGCGACGGUCAAUUGCUAAUCAGCUGCUCCACCUGGGGCCGACCUCUCUCCGCUCUUUGGUCGAUGAACGGUUACGAAAUGAAGCACACGUUCGGAAACGAAGAGUACAUGGAGUUCAGCAAGGCGAUACAAGACAAACUGAUCGCGACCAAAGGCGAGGCGGCGACAAUCUACGACAUAAACACGGGAACGGCCAUCAAGAGCUUAGUGCCGACCGUCGGAAAUCAAUACACGCGAAACAAAGCAACCUUCAGCCCCUACGACGAUCUGGUACUGUGCGAUGGCGUAAUCUUCGACGUUAAUUCCGGGAAGCAAAUACACAAACUCGACAAACUAAACCAGACACAAAGCGGCGUAUUCCAUCCGAACGGUUUGGAGAUCGUCUCCAAUACUGAAGUGUGGGAUAUUCGCACCUUUCAGUUGCUUAAAACCGUGCCGAUACUGAACCAUUCGCAAGUCAUCUUCGCUCCGAUCAACAACACGAUUUACGCGAUCUCGCUGGAGCAAGAGGAGGACGACGAUCAGACAUUCGAGACCAGCUUCAAAACUGUCGACGCAACCGACUAUUCGAGCAUCGCGACUUUCGACGUCAAGCGCAACGUGUACGAUCUUGCGGUAAACCACUUCGAUACCCAAAUCGCGAUCGUCGAAAAUUUGGGCGUCUAUCACGCGCCCCAGGAGUCGGUCGUGCGUAUCUACGACGUCGGUCGCAAGCGGGACGACGAGGACGAACAGGAAGAGGAGGAGGAGGACGACGACGAGAACGAUAUGGACGGUUCCGACGAGGACGGGUCGGAUAACGAUACAAUACCUUUGAGCACGUCCCAAAAUGAUAACAAUGGUAACAAUGAAGGUGAAGAGGACGAGGAUAAUGAGAGCGAUGGUAGUUGGACGGACGCUUUGGAAGAUGAGUCCGAUGAUUCGCAUGGAAGCUACUCAUCCGGUUUAAGUGCCAUUGAAGAUCUACUUUUUGAUUAUUAAUUGUAAAUUAAUUUCUAUUGUAAUGUUGUGUAUAAUAUUUCUUAUUAUUUAUAAUCAUGAAAUACAGUAGUUGUAAACUGGCAA
This is a messenger RNA of Photinus pyralis (common eastern firefly), 4408 nucleotides long. It is a transcript of the gene mahj, whose product is annotated as protein mahjong. Gene Ontology annotation, biological process: protein ubiquitination. The transcript is spliced from 3 exons. Gene Ontology annotation, cellular component: nucleus; Cul4-RING E3 ubiquitin ligase complex. The record is from RefSeq and is a predicted model, not a curated record. Gene Ontology annotation, molecular function: protein binding. NCBI's taxonomy places the organism in Eukaryota, Metazoa, Arthropoda, Insecta, Coleoptera, Lampyridae. The coding region runs from base 80 to 4324 and encodes 1414 amino acids.